This is a messenger RNA of Aspergillus tubingensis, 1671 nucleotides long. Its product is annotated as gag-like protein. The record is from RefSeq and is a predicted model, not a curated record. Lineage: Eukaryota; Fungi; Ascomycota; Eurotiomycetes; Eurotiales; Aspergillaceae. Bases 1 to 1671 code for a protein of 556 amino acids. The transcript has a single exon.
AUGCCUCGACUAAAAUGGCCGCCACUUCCGGAUACAUCCAACUAUAAACUUGUCGACGUAGUGAACCUCCAUCGCGGGCACUGCAAGGCCAUGGCAUCGCACGCCAGAGACCACCCUAGGUUGGUUUUGCAAGCAUCAGAGGUUGGAGCUUUUGCCGAGAAAGUGGAAAAAACAAUGACUGAGCUGCUAGAAGCUUGCUAUACCGGCUGGGAAUCAGGCCUUGAAGCUUUCGGCGCGUGUGACGAAAUGGGGAAAUACAUUACAAACUAUUUGAAUUUGGAUUGGCCGCCUCAGAAUGAUACAGGCUCGAAUAAAGUCCCGGCAACCGCCACCAGCACUCCGGAUAGAGACCCUCUGAAUCACCCCAACAAUGAGAACCAGAUUCGCAUUCACUGGGAGAAAGACAAAGUCGCGCCCCCAUAUCGGGGUAUACAGGAUGCGUCCAUCAUACACGAAGUGCAACAUGCGGUCCUGCAAGCGCAGCGAUAUGUGCGGAUCUGCUCAGCCCAAGUACUUCCAUCAGGCGACCUUGAAAUACAUACGUCAAGCCGCAAGGAUACUGAUGCCCUGGUAGCGUACAGCAACGAGUGGAUAUCUCACCUCAGACUGGGGCGAUACGCCCGAAUUCUCAGGAAAUCCUGGUCCAUUUUGGUCCACGACGUCCCGGCAGAUUGGUUCACCAGCCAGGCCCUGAGCAGUGGAAUGGCUGCUCGACAGAUUAUGCUUCAGAAUCCACAAGUGCCGAAUGCUUACGUAUCCUACGUGGAUUGGUUGACCGGCAAUACUCUGCCACUGCCUCUCAAAAGUUCGCUGAUCGUCAGUUUUGACCGACCGGAACAUGCAAGUGCCUUCUUACAGGAAGGCACCCUAUAUCUGAAUUGUAUUCCAUUGAGAACGCAAAAGUUUGACGAGCAUUACCGUCUUUUUCAGUGCCCCAAUUGUCAGAUGUUCGGGCACUCCCGGCGCAACUGCAACUCUUCCAGACGUUGUCCUUAUUGUGGGGACAGUCACAAACCGGUAAAGUGUCGGAACACAGCCAACCUCUUUUGCGCCAAUUGUCAAGGUCCACACGCCUCCCAAGAUACGUCCUGCAGAGCGCUGAGGCUUGCCCACGAUAGGAUCAAGUUCUUACAGAAGCACAUGGCCAGCCCUUAUCCAAAGCCGGCCGUAAAACCAGCUACAGUGCCCUCAGCCGGAGAGCAGGCUACGCCGAAACCCAAUGAGCGAAUUCUGCCGCCUGACUCAAACGUGCCUAUUAACGCAAAUUGCAACAUUAGCACAGAAAGACCCAGAAAACGAAAGAAGUGCAACUGCGGCAAGGCUGCUAAUGCCGACCUACCUGUCAGCACGUCCUUGCCUGUCGAUUCUAAGAAACCCCCUGUUACCCCUCCACAGCAAACCGCGGGCAUACAGGCCACCCUCAGAAGCCCACUGGGCACGUUGAAUCAGCAGACGAUGAACAAACCCCAAGCCUUAGACCCUACCAAAUACCCUCCAGGGUCAGAGUAUCCCUUUGAGGACGACUAUCCAUCAGAACCAGAACAUUCAGAAACUGAAUCGGAGCCGUGUAUCUACAACUGGGAUCCUGCGCAGCAGUCAUCUGCGUCUGAUGCCGAGCCAGCCGCUGAGCCUUCACCUCGCACUCCACGACAACAGGAACAAACCAACUAA